AUGGUCUCGACGCGGUGGCAGCACCUCCCGCACCAGCUAUCGCACCUGCACCUCGAUGUUGGGCACUUCCCCGGCGCCACGCCGCUCAAGACCAUGGAUGCUUUCAUGGGCGCGAUGCGCAGGUUGCUGUCCACGUGUUCUCCUGCGGCUGACUGCAACAGCAGUCGUGCCAUCAAGACCCUAAGUCUCAGCUUCUACAUGUCAUCCACUCACCUUUGCUCCAUUGGCCGCGCCGUGGAGGACGUCGUCACCCACAACGCGACUGAAAGGCUCGAGUUUAACAUAUCCCUGUCGUCUGGGAACAAAACGAGGUUUGGGAAGCAGUUCAUGUCCUUCUCCCGCUCCUGCCGGGUCACCUUUCGAUGUCUCACGAGUCGAGAUGGCAAUGGGGCCUCGAAACCCGCGCUUACACUUGAGAACCUUGCUUUUGGACAUUCCGACGUCACAAAUCUCAUUAACGCUUGUGAUAGGCUCGACCACCUCACCCUGAGUUGUUGCAGAUUGGUUAAGCACUCCGCGGUCAAGAUUGACACGCCUUGUUCCGGAAUCAAGGAGCUCAAGUUCAUCUACUUUAUGUGCACGUGGAUCGAGCUCAUCUCUGUCCGUAAGCUUAGGCAAGUGCGGUGCGUAUGUUGGCCCUUCGAAAACCCUCCAGUGCGCUUGGGCUACGUUCCAGAGCUUCGUGAUGUAAGUCUUUUUAAUAAAGCCAUGGCAUGGCAGGCACCAUUCAAACUGAGUGAGUGUCUAUCAAGGAGUGCCAAGAACCUGUCGAGACUGAUACUUAAUUUUGGCCACCAAAUGAUUUGGAUUCAACCUGAACAUCCCAAGCACCUCACUACAAUAUUCAGAAACCUGACUGAUGUGUAUCUUAACUGUAUCUUUCCCGAGUGUGAUCUGAACUGGACCAUGUUUAUCGUCCAAGCUGCACCUGCCCUACUGAAUUUUACAUUGUAUCGAAAUCAACAUCCAUGUGUCAAAACGUCUGAGCAUAGUGCCCAGAAGACCAACAUGCUGCCGGAACCAUCCAAGGAUUGGAAGCACCUGAACUUGAAGUUACUCGUGAUGGCAGGGUUCGAGGAGGAAGACAAGGUGACAAAUUAUCUAAGACUUUUCAUGGAACGAGCCGUGGGUUUGAAGAGAAUCGAGCUGCGUGGUAAACACCCCUGUGAUAAGUGCAAUGCCACGGACCUUGAACUUGAGUCCACAAGAUCCCUUGUUGACAAAGCUAGCAGGUAUCGGAUUAAGGAGCGACUCACACAUGAAUCCUCCUUGUCUGUCAAAAUAACAAUAUGUUGA
This is a messenger RNA of Triticum turgidum subsp. durum (durum wheat), 1296 nucleotides long. The record is from the annotation of a GenBank genome assembly. NCBI's taxonomy places the organism in Eukaryota, Viridiplantae, Streptophyta, Magnoliopsida, Poales, Poaceae.